AUGAGCUGAUACUGUAUAUAGAAAGGGGAGUGUUCACAAUCACAUUUCAUCAAACCAAAACAGCGAAGACGAUCAUUUCUCUGUCAUAGUAGACACUAGUGGGUGUCGCAUCACGAUCAUACAUACUACAAUGAGCGGGAGAGGGAAGCCAAAAAAAAGUCCAGCCGGGCCCGCGCAAAGAGUCCAGCCGGGGCCAGAACCAGUGUGUGCCAAGAAUGGUUCCGUUGGAGGUUGCCAUGCAGUGAUGGACACGAAGGAAACGCAACAGAUUCCUGAGGAAAAGAAACCCAAGGAGCAUAAUCAGCCUAAGUGCACCACUGAGGGAAAGCCAACUGUGCCACCAGAGACCGGAUCAAGAAUUGUUGACUCACAUCAGGAUAAGAUCCUGUUUACAACACUUGAUAAAUUAAAGAUUAAGAGGACAGAUAAAUCGGAAUCAUCAAGAAUGGUCAAUGACGUGGUAAAGCGUAUAAGUGACCACAUGAAAAAGUGUACAGAAUGCUUCAAAAAUGUAAAUGUUCUGCGCACUGGAAGUUACUACGAAAAUCUAAAGAUUUCUAAUCCUGACGAAUUUGGCGUGAUGUUUUAUUGUCCGGUCGAGCGGGUGGAUAUUCGGACAUUUGGGGAUGAUGGAGCUUUUUAUAGCGUGGCAUUUAAACGGGGAAAACACCCUCUGGAUCCCUUUCUAAAUAAGGAUAAGGACAACACGGUAUCUGCGAGUGAAAUGCUUUCGGAGUUCAGAAACGAAGUGAUAAAGUCUGUGAAGAAACAGAAAGACGUGUUGUUGGAGAAGAAGGGUUGCCCGGCGGUGACCUUAACGAUAAACGGGACGGGAGGAACUGUCCCCAUCUCACUGGACAUUGUUCUGGGACUACAGGUCAAAUCGAGCUGGCCCACUUUCGCCCAGGAAGGCUUCAAAAUAGACAACUUGCUUGGGACCAAAGUGAAGAAAUUACUUAAGUCACAGUCAUACUACCUCGUUCCGAAGUACGAGGGAAAGGGCACGGUGGAACUGGAAGGGGUCUGCGCUAGAGACUCUUGGCGCAUCUCAUUCUCGCAUGUGGAGAAGAGUAUCCUAACAAAUCAUGGCUCCCAGAAGACCUGUUGCGAGGCCAGCGGAAUUCGCUGCUGCAGGAAGGACUGUCUGAAGCACCUGUUAAGCCUUUUGAAGGCAGAGGACCCUAGUCUGUCCAAGUUCUGUUCCUACCACGCAAAGACCACCCUUCUGCACGCAUGCUGCUCCAGGACCAAAGACAGUGACUGGGAGGCGACGCAGCUGGGACCCUGCUUCCAGCAGCUGCUGAGGGACUUUGAGGGCCACCUGAAAGACGGCAAGCUCCCCAACUUCUUCAUCCCCACACACAACCUGCUGGGCUCUGGCCACGACCGCAAGAGCUGCCAGAUCCUGGCCUAGUGCAUUGAGGAGCAGCGCAACAAAGGUUUCCCUGUCUUCGGCUAGUGAGUCGGGACUACCUCGAUCACUGCACCCUUAGUGACUCACCCAAAGCCCCAAUAGACAUAAGUGAAGUACAGCUGUGGUCCCAUAAUGUUGUCUAUUCUAAAAGCAAUGGCAUAGGCAGGAGGAAU
Messenger RNA from Salvelinus fontinalis (brook trout), 1587 nucleotides. It is a transcript of the gene cgasa, whose product is annotated as cyclic GMP-AMP synthase a. Gene Ontology annotation, molecular function: chromatin binding; 2',3'-cyclic GMP-AMP synthase activity; double-stranded DNA binding. NCBI's taxonomy places the organism in Eukaryota, Metazoa, Chordata, Actinopteri, Salmoniformes, Salmonidae. The record is from RefSeq and is a predicted model, not a curated record. Gene Ontology annotation, cellular component: cytosol; site of double-strand break; nucleus. Gene Ontology annotation, biological process: cellular response to exogenous dsRNA; negative regulation of double-strand break repair via homologous recombination; activation of innate immune response.